UUGUCAUCCAUGAUGUGGGAACUCCGCUCUGUGGCCUUCACUCGAGCUAUCCUUGCUGAAUUCCUAGCCACUCUCCUCUUCGUCUUCUUCGGCCUGGGCUCAGCUCUGAACUGGCCUGCUUCCCCACCAAAUGUCCUCCAGAUUUCUUUCGCAUUUGGCUUGGCCAUUGGUACCUUGGUUCAAGCAGUGGGUCAUGUGAGUGGAGCCCAUAUUAACCCUGCAGUGACAGUGGCCUGCCUGGUAGGUUCCCAAAUCUCCUUUCUCAGGGCCAUCUUCUACAUGGUGGCACAGAUCCUAGGAGCUGUGACGGGGGCUGCCGUUCUGCAUCAGAUCACUCCGGCUCAUAUCCGUGGCAGCUUGGCCAUCAACAGGGUGCAAAAUAACUCAACAUCAGGACAAGCUGUCGCCAUGGAGAUUUUCCUCACUUUUCAAUUGGUUCUGUGCAUUUUUGCCUCCACUGAUGCUCAUAGGACCGACAACCUAGGAUCCCCAGCUUUGUCUAUUGGUUUCUCUGUCGUCCUGGGUCACCUCAUUGGGAUCUACUACACUGGCUGUUCCAUGAAUCCUGCCAGAUCUUUUGCCCCUGCUGUGAUUCUUGGUGAAUUUGACCACCAUUGGGUCUUCUGGCUGGGUCCCAUGGUUGGAGCAGUGGUGGCUUCCUUGAUCUACAAUUAUGCUCUCUUCCCUCAUAGAAAGACUCUGUCAGAGAGGCUAGCAAUCUUCAAAGGCUACGAGCCAGAAGAAGACUGGGAGGAGCGGGAAGUUCGCAGGAGGCAGUCAAUGGAGCUGCAUUCUCCCCAGACUUUGCCUAGGGGAGUGAUGGAAAAAGUCUAAACAAACCCUGACAGCCAGUAAAAGCAGCCGGGUCAUAGCUAACCAUGUUCUUCUGAGCCAAAUAUACAUCCAUAUAUGCUACAGAUACAGUGUGCGUAUUAAACUCUUCCUGGAUCAGAAUGGAUGUUCUUCUGUUAUAGACAUCCAAAUGUGUAUCCAUUUUCUCUUCAAAUUGUAAAAGAUGUCCCUUUUGCUCUCAAGGAUGCUCUUAAAGAGAUUUAAAGCAGUUGUUGUAGAUCAAAAGGAGCACAUAGCAGAAAUGUGUAUAUGUUGAUGAAAGCAUUCAGGGACCAUUUUUUUUCUUCUCUGGUUCAAGCUAGCUAAAUUUCACAUGAGUUUUCUAGAACUCUGCAUGAAGAACUCUGGAAAUUCUCUACCUCCCUCCCUCCUUCCCUCUGUCAUCUGUCUAUCUGUCUAUCUCAUUUGGAUAUGUUGUCUCCUCCAGACACUACAAUUGCACUUUUUGGAGGUAAUAAUGGUAUCCAGAAUGACGGCCUGGAAAAAUUAGGAAAUAGAAACUUACACUCCUAGGCCUGUAUACUUGUAAACCGAUUGCACUGGCAUUAUUUAUUUCAAAGCAUGCAAGCUUACACGGUAGCUUUAGGUUGCAGUCCUAAAUAUACUCCCUAAAGAGUGAAGCCCAUGGAAUAAAAUAGGAUUUGAGUAAGCACGCAUAGCAUUAUUCUGCCCAUCUCAUAAAGGGCAGAAUAAUGCCAUUUUGCUUCUCAUCCAGUUUUUCACCAUGCACAUAAUGGUUCCUUUCUCUAUGGUUUUAUGUUUUAUUAAAAUACAAUGUAGUGCUUAUGCUGAAUUUUAGAACAAACAAAGAUCGGAGAUCUUGAGAUCAGAUCUACUUGUUGCUGCCACAUUCAUUUUUUUCUUUAAAUCAAAGGUGUUUGUUACGAACCUCCUGUAUAUCAUUGCAGGUGUUUUUUUUUAAUCCAAGUUUUCUUAAAUUACAACUUCAUUAAUACUUUCAGAAGAUGGGAGAGCAUCUAUUUGCAAAAUCAAAGGGAAGAAACAAGCCCUGGCUAAAUUAAGCCUUAACCAUCUUUCCCUGUAUUGUUCUACAGAAGGCAACUGGUAAAUUCACCUUAAAUAGUUUAUUAGGCAAGAUUUGUUUUCCAUUGCUGUACAUGUUGUAUUCAUUUUGCAAAGCUUGAAGCAUGUUGCCUUGGAUCAUUUUUCCAUGCAGUGGAGAGCAGGGUGGGUAUGUUUUAGUCAAAGCAACAACUGCAUCUCUCUCUGUAUGUGUGUGUGUGUGUGUGUGUGUGUGUGUGUGUGAAUUGUUCAAAAUGCAUUGCGAAAUAUCACUUCCUUGUUUUUCAUAUUGCAUUCUUUAAGGAAAUGAGAUCUUUAAAAAAAAUUGAGGCACUUUUCACAUGAUUGCCUUUUUAAAAAUUGUAUCAUGUGUUUGGCAUAAGAUGCCUUUGAUGCUGUGGGUUGAUAUGCACUAAAACAUACUGAACUACCUAAUAUAGAUGUCUUACACCUAAUGCCUUGUGGAUAAGGUGCAAAUAUUGGAGGGAUGAAUCAGAUGCUGUGCAAUAAAAUUGAUACUGUAAAAGCAUUACACUGAAAAAAGAAUGGGUGAUUAAUUUCAGGUGCUUCUAUACAAGCCAUUUUCUGUAAUGAUAGGUUUUUUUUCUAACUAAUUCCUAAGGAUUCAGAUGAGGAAGAUCAUGCUGCAUUUUUCUCUUUUGGCUGUAUUUAAUCGUCACCACCAUCAUCCUAAUAUUAGAACCUGAACAGAGUUGGUUGAAAGAUAGACAGCUAUAUAAAUGUUUUACAAACAAGCAAACAACAAACAAAGUUAAAACAACUACAAUAGCCUGUGGGCUCCUAA
Molecule: messenger RNA, 2680 nt
Organism: Crotalus tigris (Tiger rattlesnake)
Lineage: Eukaryota; Metazoa; Chordata; Lepidosauria; Squamata; Viperidae
Gene: AQP2
Product: aquaporin 2
Exons: 4
Coding region: 10-834 (274 amino acids)
Biological process (GO): transmembrane transport
Cellular component (GO): apical plasma membrane; plasma membrane
Molecular function (GO): water channel activity
Source: RefSeq, a predicted model, not a curated record